AUGCAUUGUUUGAGUUUAUCCUAGAACGAGAACUGAAAUCAAUCAUCCGUAGAAUAUAUUUAUUCUCAGUUAAAUUGAGGCAAGAACAAUUGGUCAAAUCAGUGCUGUUCCUUCACAAUGUCCCGAUUUUCAGGAUUUGUCGUGUUUCUCGUCAUCCUCUCAAUGCGUGGGGUGGCCCCUGCUCCACCUCAAAAUUGGCUAGAACAUUGGUUCGAACAUGUCCAGAAUUUGGACCUGGUCUUUGCCGAUGAUGAUGUCGCAGUAUACUUUGAUUCUGACGUUGAUCGCUCCAUCACGUGGCCGAAUGCCUUCAUUGGGAAUGUGUGGCGUUACGUGAAGCGGAAUUAUGGGAAUUUUGGCACCGAGAAUAAUUUGUACGCCAUCUUUCACACGGCAAAGUAUUCGGGAGGACAUCCAUCCACAUAUUUCGACGCGAGUCACGAUUUCAGAAAUGUGAUUGACGUGGGUUCUUCGUCCCCCACGGCUUGGCUGUCCGGUCAAGGCAACGACCUGGACAUUGUUACCCACGAAAUUGCCCACGUCGUUGAAGGAGCUUCCCGCGACGUCCAUGGCUCACCUGCCUUCCCAAUUUGGGGUGACUCCAAGUGGGCCGAGAUCUUCAACUAUGACGUGUACUUCAAACUUGGCAUGCGACAGGAUGCUGAACGCUGGUACAAUCUAAUGAUCCAGGGAAGCGAUGAUUUUCCGUCCACCGGAACCUUCUGGUUUCGUGACUGGUUUUACCCGAUCUACUCGGGCCAUGGAGAGACCUUCGUCCUCACUCGAUUCUUCACCCUCCUCGCGACCUACUACCCACAAAGUGGGGGCAGCUACUCUCGUGACAUGAAUAUUGGUGAGUUUGUUCACUUCUGGAGCGGAGCGGCCACCAUGGACCUCAAACCUCUGGCAACCACAGCAUUCAAAGGAUGGAGGACCGAAUGGGAGCAACAGUUGGUCCAGGCCAGGCAGAACUUCCCCCAAAUCCCGUACACCCCAACCAACUAAUGACCAAAUAAAAAUGCAAUCCUUUAAAUAAAUUGAAAUUUAAAAACUG
This is a messenger RNA of Folsomia candida, 1054 nucleotides long. RefSeq lists its product as uncharacterized. The transcript has 3 exons. The record is from RefSeq and is a predicted model, not a curated record. Lineage: Eukaryota; Metazoa; Arthropoda; Collembola; Entomobryomorpha; Isotomidae. Bases 118 to 1005 code for a protein of 295 amino acids.